UUGCAAGUGAGAGUGCCACAUUUGUUUAUCGCAAUUGCAAUGUUGUUUGGUCACCCUGUACACGUGCGUAUCCUGCAAGUCGCCGAACACACCCCCUCAUGCAUCCCUUCGUCAUACUCGGGCACCCCACUCCCACGCGAAGAUGCUGCAAACAUGUAAACAUUGUGUCCAUUGGAGCAAGCGUAUCCUGGCUUUGGAUCAAAGCUGGUUGGUGUGCAAGCGUGGGUGAGCUUUUCUCAAUUACCACGUGUACUUUGACGUGGUUGGCAUUAUUGGACGUAGGACGUAGCGCGCAGUCGUUUACAUUCAUUGUUGAAUGCUCAUUCUGCUUUCAGAAAUCGCGUAGAUAGUUUGUCGAACGUACGUAUAACGGUGAAGUGCUGUUUACGUUGGAUAUUAUUAACAUUAACUACCUGUUACACACGGAACAACAAUCGGAAAUACAUAAGUAGUGGAACGCAUCCGUCACAUCAACAGCACCAGUUGCCAGAAUGAGGUCUAUUGAGCUGUCGGCUCCUUGGCAGGAAGAGGAUGAAGACGUUGAAGUAGAAGACAUGGACACAGGAAAAUCGAAUAGCAGGACGGAAGAUCUAACAGAGUCCAGUAGUGACGAAGCUACGGGGAAGAAAAUGGCAAGGAGGAGGAUAGGGGGCAGCAGCACAAGCAGCGGAUCCAUCGGCGGUACCACGACAACGGGUCGAAGACGUAAAACUGGCAUCAGUGCACGAGAAAGAAAUCUCCGAAGGCUCGAAAGCAACGAAAGAGAAAGAAUGAGGAUGCAUUCACUCAACGAUGCAUUCGAGCAACUUAGGGAGGUAAUUCCACACAUAAAAAUGGAAAGGAAGCUUUCCAAAAUAGAAACGCUUACACUGGCGAAAAAUUACAUAAUGGCCUUAACGAAUGUCAUAUGUGAGAUGAGAGGAGAAGAAAAACAUUACACAUUUCAGGAUGCGCCUGAUGAUAAAGACCAAGUGGAGUCGGAGACGACGAUAAGCGAACCGAAUAGCGAACAAAACAACAAUUCGGUAUUCCAGCAGAACCUCGAACUGUCGCAGGACAAUCCGUACAUGAACACGCGCUAACAGAGCAGCAGCGAUUCUCUUCUCGGAAGUAUAGAUUUAAGUUUUUACAUUAAAAACGAAGUCAGAUAAGAGAAUUUGAGACCUGAUCGGUAUAUAUUGUUUUUAAUAUAUUUUAGUAUAUGCAAUUUUAUGCAAACGAUGAGAAGGAAAAGGAAACUACCUAGCCGUUGUUAAAGCAACACUUAAACCUUUUUACAGAGGUAUACAUUAUACUUUUUAAAUAAAUAAGGGACGACUGUAGAUAUCUGGAUGAUGAGACCAUUGGUGGGAGGUGGUAGGGGGUGUAGAGACAGGUCUAAUGACUCCAUUUGUUACUUAAAGAUUUGGGACUGGGAGGUAGUCGCUCAGAGGGAGGAACUGAAUCAUUGAAUACUAGAAUCGACCUUCUAUAGAGUCAUCUUCCUCCCCCCCCCAUCAACUGAUGGUCCUAUCACCUGACAUUUACCUUCGGUUAUUACUGAAGAAAAAUAAAGGUAAAUGUCUAGGUGAUAAGAUCGUUAGUGGAAGGCAGAAGAGGGGGCAAAAGGAGAUCAAUGGUUGGAUGACUCCUUUUUAAAAGUUAAAACAUUGGGACGGGGAGGAGGUCAGUCAGGGGGAUAAUGGUGAAAAAUUGAAUACUAGAAAAGAAACCAAUGUAAUCUAACCUAUAUUUUGCUUUCCACGUCCUCCCCUUGUGCCUUUACCUUGCCGCCCUUACCUACAAAAACUUUGUUAGUGUUCUACAAAGUCAUCCUCAUCCUUCCCCCCCCUCCCCCCGACUGAUGGCCCCAUUAUCUAGACAUUUACUUUUGAUUAUUAUUGCUGAAAAAAGUUAAUGUAAAUGUCUAGGUGAUGAGAUCAUUAGUGGGAGGCAGUAGAGGGGGCAAAGAGAGAUCAGAGAUUGGAUGACUCCUUUUUAAAAGUUAAAACAUUGGGACGGGGAGGAGGUCUGUGGUGAAAAAUUGAAUACUGGAAAAGAAACCAAUGUAAUCUAACUGAUAUUCUACUUUCUAUGUCCUCCCAUUGUGUCUUUACCUCUCCAUCCUUACCUACAAAAGCUUUGUUAGUGUUCUACAAAGUCAUCCUCAUCCUUCCCCCCCGACUGAUGGCCCCAUUAUCUGGACAUUUACUUUUGAUUAUUAUUAUUGCUGAAAAAAAUUAAGGUAAAUGUCUAGGUGAUGAGAUCGUUAGUGGGAGGCAUUAGGGAGGGUAAAAAGAGAUCAGAGGUUGGAUGACUUUUUUUUGGUAGUUACAAAGUUGAGAUGGGGAGAGGCCAGUCAGAGGAAUGGUGGUGAAAAUUAAAUACUGGAAAAGAAGCUAACCAGUAUCUAGUUUUUCACGUCCAUCCCUUGUGCCUUUACUUCUCCGCCUUUACCUACAAAUGCUUUUUUAGUGUACCACACACCUUCACCCUGACCUAUGGUCCCAUCAUCUAGACAUUUAAUAGUCAGACACUAGGUACAUGGGGCUGGGAAAGCCCAAAAUAUACAAAAUAUACUAUUGCUAUUAACUUCUGCCUUUUUCAUGUAUACUUGUCUCGUUCUAAAGUCUAAACAUAUGUAGAUGUGUGUGUAAUUUAUAAAUUAGGGUGAAAUUCGAUUCAAUAGAUUACACGCUACGUUGUGUCCAAAAACACAAAAGACAUAGUGAAUAUGAACCAGACGAAUGAAAACACUUUGUUCGAUGAACCACCACACCACCAAAAUUUUUGCAACGGUGCAUAUCUGAAAGUCAUUUUUCUAUUUAAAGAUGUGAACUGUCUUGUCUUAUCCAAUUCGAUUACCAUAGCUAGUACUUAAA
Molecule: messenger RNA, 2861 nt
Organism: Agrilus planipennis (emerald ash borer)
Lineage: Eukaryota; Metazoa; Arthropoda; Insecta; Coleoptera; Buprestidae
Product: protein dimmed-like
Exons: 6
Coding region: 492-1082 (196 amino acids)
Molecular function (GO): protein dimerization activity
Source: RefSeq, a predicted model, not a curated record